CACACACACACUCUCUCUCUCUCUCUCUCUCUCUCUGUCACACACACUCUCUCUCUCUCUCUCUCUCUCUCUCUGUCACACACUCUCUCUCUCUCUCUCUCUCUCUCUCUCUCUCACACUCAUAUAAAGCUGUACUCCCAGAGCGCGCGCACUGAGAGAAUGAAGAUGAGCGCGUGCGACACGCCGCCGCGGGCAGCCAUGAGACUCCGCAUGUUCUUCGUUGUGUCCUUCGCCUGGGCGUACCACGAAACCCCCAGGUACCAGCAUCAUGACCCCGUGACCUCUGAGCUCCUGCUGUGUGAUCAGUGUCCCCCUGGUACAGCGGUGGAACGUCACUGCACGUCAGACUCGGCUACCGUAUGCGCUCCGUGUCCCGAGUGGCGCUUUGCUGAGCAGUGGCACUGGGGCGAGAGCUGCCGACACUGCACUCCCGUCUGCAAGGAGAGACAGUUCAUCAAGAGGGAGUGUAACACCACACACAACCGUCUGUGCGAGUGUGUCCCGGGAUACCACCUCUCUGUGGAGUUCUGCGUCCCACACAGCGCCUGUCCACCGGGAUCCGGAGUCUCCGUACUCGGCACUCCUGUCAGUGACACGGUGUGUGAGAAGUGUCCACAGGGCUUUUUCUCCAGCAAGGCGUCGGCCACUGAGCCCUGUGUCCCUCACCAAGACUGCUCACAGCUGGGCAUGAAGACACAGAACCCUGGCACUGCCACCCAGGACACUGUGUGUGACCGAGAACCCGCCAUCGACUGCACUCACAAACACACCAACUGCCACGCUGACAUCACCUUGUGUGAGGAGGCCAUGUUCCAGUUCCUGUUAUCUCCUCCUCUUGCCUCUGUGGAUCUCCUGUUGGAGAGCCUUCCUGGCCGUAAAGUGGACAAGAAGAAUGUGGAGCCUCUGAAGAAGAAGUGCAGCCCCGAGCAGCAGGCUCUGCAUCUCCUGCGGCUUUGGAGAGAGCAGAACAAAGACCAAGGGAAGCUCUACAGCAUCAUCCAAGGUUUGAACCACUGUGAGAGGAAGGUGUCUCGCUGUGCUGGUCUGAAGAACGUGACGCUGGAGGACCUGCUGGUGCUGAUGGACAGUCUGCCCGGUGAGAAGGUGAGUGAGGAGGCAGUCCGGGCGCUGGCGCUUUCCUGCCCCACACACCGCCACGUGGCACAGUUACUGCACGUCUGGAAGAGCCAGAACGCCGGCCGAGACCUGGCCAAAGCCCUGAGUCACAGCGUGCGACAGCUACGCUCUCGGAACGCACCAAAGACGCUCCUGCGCGCAAUCAAGCGCAUCAGCCGUGUCAUUAACGCCUCCGCGCACCGACCGUACGACAAGAUCCUCACCGCUGAGCUCCGAGACGCCUCGUGCUUCAAACCCAAACCGUACAAUGACUGAAAACCUGGAGGUGGUAUGACACAAGGCCACGCCUGAAGGUCACACGAAGGACAGACAAACAGAAGACUUAUUUAACUGAGUUGUACAUAAUCUUUAGGCAGAAACUGCGAUGACGUCGUGGGGCGGGUGGGAUUGGAUUUGGGAGUUUACGUUACACUACAUGGUGAUGAGAGAAGAAAAUAUUUUUGUGGCCUGUUUUUUUCCCUUUUCUGUUGUUGUUUGUUGUUGUUUGUUGGACUGCUUUUACUGAAGCUGUAAAAAAUAAGGAAUGUCAGUUCUGAAUGUACAGUAAAAAUAGGGUGCAAUUACGUUUUAUUAUUUAAUUGUAAUCGUGUGUGUUCAGGUUUGUGUGUUUCCCAAAUUUGCUUCAAAUGUUUCUAUUUAUCAAUAUUUGUCAGAAAAACUGGACUCUUGAAGCAACAUUUAUGUAUUUUAGAUGCAAGAUGUCAUUUUUUUUACAUUUUAUAUAUAUAUAUAUAUAUAUAAAUAUUUGUGCCUUUUUUGUUUUCUACAUGAAUUGUUUUUACUUGGUAUUAAUGGUUUUUAACAGUGCGGUUGUUUGAAUUUCAAAUAUCAUAUCCGAGUGCCACUAUUCCUCCAGCCUGACUUAAAUAUACAGUUGUGUUUCCAAA
Molecule: messenger RNA, 2024 nt
Organism: Neoarius graeffei (lesser salmon catfish)
Lineage: Eukaryota; Metazoa; Chordata; Actinopteri; Siluriformes; Ariidae
Product: tumor necrosis factor receptor superfamily member 11B-like
Exons: 5
Coding region: 160-1392 (410 amino acids)
Molecular function (GO): protein binding
Source: RefSeq, a predicted model, not a curated record